AUGUCUGAAGACGACCUGUUGUUGAGAGAAGGCAUCAAGAAGUCCACCAGUUUUGUUGAAGCGUUAGAAAGUUUCGGUCGCAAAGUUACCGGCACUCACGAAUCGUUUCCCCUCAAAGAUAAAUGCACCGUUCCCGACGUGGACGAAAUGAUUGACGCGGAAGAUCAUGAACAGUAUCCUCCUGGCUUUGGCCAAUACGACGACUUUCACACGAUCGACUGGCAGCGCGAUUUGGCUCGUGAUCGAUUACGCCACAAGUUUGUCUUAAAGAAAAGUCGUGAGUCGAUAUGCAACUUGAUAUCCGGGAUUUUUGACGCCGGCUCUGGCUGGAUUUGCGUUUUAUUGGUCGGAAUUGCAGCCGGCUGCGACGCUGGUAUCAUCGACAUCAGUACAAAUUGGAUGACCGAUCUCAAGGAAGGCGUUUGUCCAGACGCCUUCUGGUUCGACCGCGAACACUGUUGCUGGUCGGCGAACGACACGCUGUUUGCUGGGGAUAAGUGUAGCGCCGUACGUGAGUUUCUGGCUUUUUGA
Molecule: messenger RNA, 531 nt
Organism: Soboliphyme baturini
Lineage: Eukaryota; Metazoa; Nematoda; Enoplea; Dioctophymatida; Soboliphymatidae
Source: the annotation of a GenBank genome assembly